Molecule: messenger RNA, 985 nt
Organism: Penaeus chinensis
Lineage: Eukaryota; Metazoa; Arthropoda; Malacostraca; Decapoda; Penaeidae
Product: cuticle protein 19-like
Exons: 3
Coding region: 292-669 (125 amino acids)
Cellular component (GO): extracellular matrix
Source: RefSeq, a predicted model, not a curated record
UAAAAUAAAAUCGAUGACCUGUCUCACCGACCCAGUGCCGUUUGGUAGGCCAUUUGGGAUCAUGACUUUGACUUUCUCAAAAUCUAAAGGAGAGGCAUUUUACUUAGUUGUAAUUACUUGACUCUCGCCACUACGGGAAGUCAGACAUAGAAAGCCCAGAGAAAGCGACUUUCCGAAGCCCUUUUCGACAGUGCCUGGUCACCCUCCCUCUCAGCCUCGUUGGCAUUAGUACAAACAUCGUUAAUAAUUGAGAAUCACAGCUCAUCCACGUCCUCCGCGACCAACAUAAACAUGAGCCUGAUCCUCCUAGUGGGCGUCCUCGCGGCUGUGGCCUCCGCCGCCCCCCGUCCCGACUCUCCUCCCGUCUACGGCGCUCAUCCGACCUACAAGCAGCCAGGAAUGCCAUUCGAUUUCAGCUACGCCGUCAAGGACCCCUACUCAGGCAACGACUACGCCCACGCCCAGACCAGCGACGGUCACGUCACCUCCGGAUCGUACAGCGUGGCUCUUCCCGACGGCCGAACCGAGAUCGUGGAAUUCACCGCCGAUCACGACAACGGCUACGUCGCCAACGUCGCCUACGAGGGGGAGACCUCCUACCCCGCCCCUGCCCCCUCCUACCACCCCGCUCCCUCAUACCCACCUCCCCCACCCCACCUACAUCAAUAAUAGAGAGGGAAUACUUUUCAUGCUCAAGUCACACUAUUAAAGCUCCCAUGUCACAAGGCAAACAAAUAUCUUCAAUAUCACAUACCUCAUUACCUUCACAAUGGAAGUCAUUGCAACAACUGUCGACUCCUUUGCUUAACCACAGACUGGCAACUGGUUUCCUUCCCUAUACUUCACUGUCUCUUCUCUAGGGAACUGUGAUGUCUUUAAAGUUUUGAUUUUCAGUGUAUGUAACUAAUGCCAUGCACGGCUUUAUAAUGCGUGUAUAGGCCUUUUAGCCAUGGUAUUCUUGUAAAUAAAGAUAAUUCGUUAAAAA